Molecule: messenger RNA, 1461 nt
Organism: Auanema sp. JU1783
Lineage: Eukaryota; Metazoa; Nematoda; Chromadorea; Rhabditida; Rhabditidae
Source: the annotation of a GenBank genome assembly
AUGGCUGUGUUUCAGGUACAGCCAGAUUGCAGCAGUGAAUGGCCAGAUCCACAGAGACCAAGUAAAGACUUCUGUGAUUUCAUACAUGGCAAUAUACAAGUCUUCUAUCCUAUAAACCUCCUAAUCGAUCGAAAGGAACUCCAACGUUUACGACAUAUAAAACAAAUGGGUGUUUGUAAUUAUGUUUAUCAUUCAGCCACGAAUGAUAGAUUUGGACAUUCAAUGGGAGCUUAUCAUCUAGCUUAUCUGUUUGCUACUACUCUCAAGGCUAACUAUGGGAAGAACUUGAAUAUAACAAGUCAGGAUAUUCUAUGUGUCAGCAUCGGAGGACUCUAUCAUGACACCGGUCAUGGAGCAUUCUCUCAUCUCUUUGAGGAAGUUUUCCCAGGAAGAUCGCACGAAGAUAUAUCGGUUGAGAUUGUUCACAGAGUUUUCAACGUGGAUUACAUUCGUGAAGCUUUCACCCCAUAUUUCGGAGAAGGAGAGCAGUAUGAAAGGAACGUGACGUUCAUUGCAGAACUGAUUGAACCCCCUAAAAAACUUUUUGACGACCAAGGUAAUUGGCUUAUGAAGGGACGAACAGCCGACAAGGGGUUCUUGUAUGAAAUCGUUUCGAAUCCGUUAACUGGAUUAGAUGUGGAUAAGUUUGAUUACAUAUUGAGAGAUUCAGCUACCUGUGGCUGUAGUAUUGCCUUCAGUCUGGUUGAUGUCAAUAGAAUCAGAGGAAACCUCCAAGUCUUUGCUGAUGAAGAACAUCCAGGGCAUAAUCGCUUGUGUUAUAACAAGAAGAUUGUGGAGUCAAUCAGAAUGGUUGGUGAAUCACGCCAAACUCUUCACAGCAAGAUAUACAGACACAAGACUGUUACCAUCGUAAACGAGAUGAUGGUUCGUGUGAUCAAGAAAGCCGGAAACUUCAAGGUUCUUGAUAAGCAACUCAAGAAUGUGAAAGAAAGCCUGGAGGCUUAUCUUCGAUUGGAUGAUUCUAUCAUCAAUGAAAUUCAUCGUUCGACCGAUGAGGAGUUCAAAGAGUGCCGGGAGCUAUUAGAUAAACUGGAACGUCGACUAUUUCCCAAGUUCCUCGUUUCAUACAACAUAUCCCCAGCAACUGUUACCAAAAUGGAAAGGUUACACUGUGUUGGGCCAAAUGCGCCUCGUAAACUGAAGACGUGGAUUGAAUCUCAAUUGCCUGCAGGGGCAAUUGUUCUUGAAAGAGAUAUCAACAGAGGCGACAGGUCCCAAAACCCUCUUAAGAAGGUUUUCUUCUACGAUACUAGAAACAAAAAUUUGAAACCAUAUAAGCUUACUGAUGAAGAGGUUCUGCUGAACAACCCCAUUUAUGGAGCUUACCAUGACUUCUGUGUCUACGCAGAUUAUGACGUUCAAGAGGAACAGCAAAACGCCAUUCGAGCCAAGUUCAUGGAGAUCGAACAGGAAAUCAAGGCACUCGGUACCUCUGACUAA